AUCGCUGGGUAGUCCGAAAAUCAUUUUAUUACAGUGUUUUUCUCAAAACUACGGUACUGUUGUCUUUCCUGUUGCUAAAAAAUUGUCAACUGAAGAGAAUUUUGGAUAUAAUAUCGUUGCUAAACUGGUGCUGGAAACUAUAGCUAGUCUUGGUCUCACAGAUGAAACUAAGGGCAUAGUUGCGCCGCUGGCGGUGCUUGCUACGUGUGUCCAUUACCACAAUGGAAACCAUUUGCCACAAGCGAAAGUCGUAAUCAAAGUGAAUAAUAAUAAUAGAAUCAAAAAUUAUUCAGUCCAGCAAGCACAGUGUUUCAAACCGAACAUCGAACAAAAACAAUGGAAACGGAAAAUUCCACUAAAUACCAAAAGCUGGCAGCAGAAUAUGCAAAGCUGCGGGCGCAGGCAAGCGUCCUCAAACGGGCCGUGCUGGAAGAGCAGAACAAAGGUUCCGUAUUACGGGAAGCGAUGCGAAUCAAGGAAGCCAACCUGCGAAAGUCGGAACAGGAAGUGGACAGCCUCGGCUUUCGGAACAAGCAACUAGAACGGCGAGUGGCCACAUUGCAAGAGAACUUCGAGCAAGAGCUGAAGAAAGCUACCAGCAAGGGAUCGAAAUCGAAAACGGGUAGUGAUGGUCUCUCGAUCAGUUGCGACCCCACCGCCGCGGAUUCGAAAGUUAUCGUUGAGGAGCUGCAGAAAAAAAUACUGGAAAACGCUCAGCUGCUAACGUUGCUGGAUGAUAAAAAUGCCGAAAUAAGACAGUAUCAGAUGCGACUUGAUGGUCUGGAUAAAGAUUUUCAGCUGCAGGUUUCCGUGGAGCAGAAAUUGCGUAAAGAAAUGGAAGCGCUGGUGUUGAAGAACACUGAGCUUGAAGCAAAGAUCUCGGAAGCGACCAGCACAAUUGGCAGUGAAGACGGGUUAAGUGUAACGGCAGAUAUGGAGAACCACUUUAGUAAUCAUUUUAGCAGUAGUGCUUCCAGUCAGAUGACAAUGGGUGCGAUGUCAGGAGCUGCCACCAACCAUAAUAAUAAUAAUAAUACUGCUGGAAGUAACAACAACAGCCACAACGGCUAUGACGACAGAAUCGUGUUCCUUGAGAAAGAGUUGAGCCACUGGAGAGCACAGUACGAGCUGCUGAAGAUCGAAUCCGCUAGUCACCAACACCGAUCAUCGACUGCCGUGGCAAUGGAUAAUGUUUCUAGAAAGCUGGAAUUGUUACCGCCGGAUGCUAUAGAUAAGAACACAGAGGACAAUCAGACGCAAAGUGAAUACCAAGCGCGAGAGCAACAGUUGACGGAAUGCUUUACCAAAAGUAUAGGCGGCCUAUUCCAUGACAAGUGUAGAGCGGAGUCCAAGCUUGCAUCGCAUUUACUUGAGUCUCAGAGACUGCAAUCUCACUUGGAAAUUGUGAAAAACCGACUGAAAGAAUGUGAGGAAUCUAAGCGUGUCGAGGAGCAUCGAUAUCGCAUCAUAGAGGACGAACUUGCUCGCACUCGCUCGAACUAUGAAGAGCAAAUUAGCGUACUAACGGAGCAGGUCAUCAGCCUGAGUGACCAGCUAGCCAACUGCAAAUAGACAGUCGUACUGGCAAGUUCCUGCUUGUUCUUUCGUUAGCUACUAGGAAAGUCUUACAAAGCGUCAUUGCUUCUAGACACAAAAAAGAAGAUCGUAAACUUGUUGACUAGUUUUGUUCGAACAAAUGGAGGGAUUUUUUCCUCCAAAUUGAAAUAUCCUUUUUGGUAGAGUAUUAUAACCUUCUCCUUCCUGAUGCUGCGUGUGCAAAAUCAUACUCUGAUAUAUCAAAACGAGAUUUGUGGAUGAACAUAUUCAAACGAAGAAUAAGAAAUAAAAUGUGCAACGUAUUGUGUUAUUAA
Molecule: messenger RNA, 1871 nt
Organism: Wyeomyia smithii (pitcher-plant mosquito)
Lineage: Eukaryota; Metazoa; Arthropoda; Insecta; Diptera; Culicidae
Exons: 6
Coding region: 337-1572 (411 amino acids)
Cellular component (GO): membrane; early endosome
Source: RefSeq, a predicted model, not a curated record